This is a messenger RNA of Procambarus clarkii (red swamp crayfish), 1735 nucleotides long. The record is from RefSeq and is a predicted model, not a curated record. Lineage: Eukaryota; Metazoa; Arthropoda; Malacostraca; Decapoda; Cambaridae.
CCAGCUGUUCAUAAUACGUUGUCUGUCUCCGACAGGUUGAAGGAUGGCAAGAAAGUGGUGGAGUCAGACAGGAUCAAGUUCAAGAAGGUGUCUGACUGUCUCUGGACUCUCAACAUCAACUCUAUGCAAAUGGAUGACUGUGGAUGCUAUACGGUGGUGGCGGCGAACUCCAUCGGGCAGGUGUCGGAGUUCUUCAACCUGCAGACGGACGCGGCGCCCCAGAUAACGCGAGGCCUCGACCCUGAGACGGAGAAGAAGCUCAGCAAUGACCUGACCUUGGAGGUCAGGGCUACGGGCUCCCCCCAGCCUGACGCCCGCUGGUUCAAGAACGGGAAGGAGAUUAUGGGAGACGAGAAGUUUAAGAUGAUCAGAGAUGAGUCCUUCUACACACUCAAGAUUCGUCGGCUGGAGAGGAAAGAUAAAGGCACUUACAAGUGUGAGCUCACCAACACGAGCGGGUCAGUCUCCACUGAGGGAGAGCUGACAGUAAGAGCCCCGCCAGACUUCAUCACUCCUCUGAAGGACGUGUGCGCUAAGGAAGGAAGCAAAGACGCCAAACUCUUCGUCGAGUGGGAGGCCAAUCCCAAGCCCUCUGUCAAGUGGUUCCUGAACGACAAGCCAAUCAGAGAGGAGACGCCUGGGUACACAAUCAGAGGUCAGGAGACCACUCAGAUUCUCACUAUCAAUGAAGCCACUCCGGACUUCGUCGGUACAUAUACCGUCAAGGCAAGCAAUGAGUAUGGAGAGAGCGUUUGUAAGGGGCGCUUCCGGCUCCACGAAGCUCCAGCGAUUACAGAGGGACUCAAGGAUGUAGAGUUCCUGGAAGACACCGCCGCUAAGUUUACCUUCAAGGCCACCGGUAUACCACUGCCAGAGAUCAAGUGGACGAAAGAUGGCAAGAAGUGGUCUCCAGAUGAGCGCCGCGUCAAGCUGAAGGUGGAGAACGAGGACACCUUCAGCUUGGUGUUUGAGGAAGCCAAACCCGAGGAUUCCGGCUUGUACGUCGCCACGGUGUCCAACGUCGAGGGUUCGACCACCACUGAAGGCACCAUCGUUGUUAACAAACCGACUGAUCAUAGUCGGACAGGGUUCGGUUCCCGGUGUAGCAAUGAACCAAUAGUGGGUGAAGAGAAGCGUCAGACAGUUGAAAAGAGUGUUCUGAAUUGGCCAAACGAUGAUGCGAACCAAUCAGGCGUGGAAUCCGACGGCGGCAGAGACGAUAAAGACCAAUCAGAGCCGGACUUGGGCGUUAAGGGACCAUUAUCACCAGAGACUAAAGGAAAAAGAAAGUUCUCGGUCGAUUCAGACCAGCUAAAGGCAACAGCUAAAGGCAAAGAAAACGACGGAGAAACAGACGAUGGGGAGACUAAAGAAGACAGCAUUGAACCCCCUCAAUAUCUGACGGAGAAUGAACGCGUCCCAACCAAGAAGGCUAAACGCACCCCGGAGACCUGGACCACCACGUCGACCGUCCACACAUCGAGCAAGAUGGAGACCGAGACCAACCUCUCAGACGACCUGGAGACCUCGCUGACGAAGGCUGUCAACGUCACGAUCACCGAAGACACGUCCAAGAGGGACGAGGCCGAGGACGACGAGGAUGACGACGAUCAGAACCGGAUGGUAUUCAGCGGGUCGUGGGACCUGGUGGAGAGAGAUGGACGACCUGGCCUGAGGGUGCUGGCCUCCUGCAGUAUCCACCGUCAGGAGAAUAUCACCAAGACUGUCAUUACUG